Caenorhabditis bovis is the source of this 1872-nucleotide messenger RNA. Lineage: Eukaryota; Metazoa; Nematoda; Chromadorea; Rhabditida; Rhabditidae. The record is from the annotation of a GenBank genome assembly.
AUGAAUCGCUUGGUUACGGCUUCUAGAAUUGUCCGCAGCUACACUACUGCCGCUCCAAAAAUCAGCACUGGAAUCGAACACGCUGAAAAAGCGAAGCAACGUCAAGGUGGAAAGCCGGACUGGUCGUUGUACAAAUGCGACGAUUACUUGAAAUUCGACAAAUACUCGUUCGCUCAGGCUGAGGUUACCAUGGAAAAAGACCGAGUUCCUCAGCCAUCUUAUAAGCGUGCCGACGAAAUGCCAAAAAUGACGUCUUUUGAGCAUCACGAGAUAAAAGCUCUUCAUGGAAAAUCGAAUCACGACGUUUUAAAAUUUUUCGCCGAUUGGAAUUCAAAAAACAAAAAUUUGCAAUCGUUUGGACAUAUCGAUUAUUUCGCACGCGAGGAGUUUGCGAAACUUAUAACUGCAAAGAGAAAUGAGACCGAACUCGCUGCGACUUUUAUCGAAACAAUCAGAUUACUUGCGCGAGAAAAAACGGGAAUUGAGACUCUGAUGACCCCCGAUGUUUGCGAUUUCGUGCUUUUCAAUGCAGGUCUCCCAGUAAAAGAUGGAUUCGAAAUCACGCAAACCAAUCUUCACGAAGCUCAGAAAUGCCUCAUAAAUACAUUAUUCAAUUCGUCAAAAAUGAGGGAACGAUUCGAACAUCACGCAGAAAAUAGCGAUCUGCUUAUCAGCUAUUUGUUUGAGUUGGACACGUCAAAAAGAAAUGAAUCAGCGCAUAAAUGGAUAAUUCCAUUUCCUAAUGACGCUGCCGAGGAAAUUUGGUUCCUCUACCACCGAAUUGCUUUUAUUGUGACCGCGUUGAGCAGAAAACUUCAAAAUCUUUGGGCUCAUAAAGAUAAUACAGUUGAUUGUCUCUUAUUGGCUGUGGAAUCUCUUAACGCGAACAAAAAUGCCAAACAGAUUGAUUAUUUAAGAGCGAAUGAAGCGAUGAAAACACUUUUUAAUGUAUAUUGUCAUGCCAGUGACGAUUCUCUUUCAAAGGACAAAGUACGAAAAAUCAACAAAGCUCUUUACAAUGUGGUCGUUGCUGAGGAUAACUCAUAUAAUGAUGAGACUAAACAAGCGGCUAUCAAUAGCUUUUCCCUGCCGCCAGUGUUUCCGGAUAUUGAAAUUUUGUGCACAAGCCCAAAUUCGUCGACAUCCGGCGAGAAUUUCGAUGACAUGACCUUCACUGACAAGCUUCUCAAAUAUUUGGAAUCGCGUCUGAAUGAGCUUCCACCUGUUGCUAGUCAAACAACAUCUUGCACUGCUGCGGACCUCAUCGGUCCCUAUUUCACAACUCUCAGUCGCCUUUGUAGAGAUAGCAAAUAUGCGCGAAGAUACUGCCGAAUGAAGAUUCUGCCGCCAUUGAAAGACAAGGAAGUCGAAAAGAGGCCUGAAGAGGAAGACUCGCUUCGUGGGAAAAUUGUGCGAUUCAUGAUGAUGCCGACUUGUGCCAAAGACAUCGCCGCGCAAUUUUUGUUCGUUUUGUGCAAGAAAUCGGUGGCAAGAAUGAUCAAAUAUACCGGAUUCGGACAUUCUGCUGGACUUUUGGCCAAUAUGGGGCUUCUUGGACAAAUCAAUGAGCCGAAACACGACUCGGAUAGUGAAGACAGUGAGACGGAGGAGUACAACUCGGUUAAGGAUAAUGUGAAUCCAGUGACUGGAUCUCUUUUCCCACCUGACAGAGGAUCGUUCCUUGAAGGAAUGAGUGAGGAACAAAAGGAGUACGAGGCGAUGAAAUUGGUUGAUGCAAUGAACAAAAUGAUGGAUGCCGGAAUUGUGAAACCCGGAACAAUCGGAGAAGAUGGAAGAGUUCGGGAAGUCAGUCACGUUCUUGAACUCACCAAAAAUAUGCCCGAUGUGAAAGACGAUAGCGACUCGGAUUGA